Molecule: messenger RNA, 582 nt
Organism: Metopolophium dirhodum (rose-grain aphid)
Lineage: Eukaryota; Metazoa; Arthropoda; Insecta; Hemiptera; Aphididae
Product: tigger transposable element-derived protein 2-like
Exons: 1
Coding region: 1-582 (193 amino acids)
Cellular component (GO): nucleus
Molecular function (GO): DNA binding
Source: RefSeq, a predicted model, not a curated record
AUGGUUUGUGAAAAAGCAAAAUGGUUUCAUGAACAUUUGAAAAUUGAGGAAACAUUUAAUGCUUCACAAGGCUGGUUAUUUAGGUUCAAAACUCGCCAUGCCAUAAGACAGCUGGACAUUCAAGGUGAAAGCCCGCGUGGAGAUUUGACUGCUGCAACACUAUUCAAUGUCGAAUUCAAUUCAUUCCUUUCAAAAUUUAACUUGUCCCCUGACCAAGUGUACAACGCUGAUGAAUCAGGUGUAUUCUGGAAAAUGCUACCUUCAAAAACACUUGCUGCGCAAUCUGAAAAAUCAGCUCCUGAACAUAAAUCUAGUAAUGAACGACUUACUAUUAUGACGUGUUCAAAUGCGACCGGUUCACAUAAGAUCAAACUAACUGUUAUUGGGAAAGCUAAGAAACCAAAAUCUUUUAAAGGGACAGAAAUGAAAUAUUUACCAUGUGACUAUUACCACCACCCAAAAGCUUGGAUGAACCAGGUUAUUCUUAGUGAAUGGUUUUUCAACGUUUUUGUACCAUCUGUACAAAAAUUUCAUGAAAAAGGAAUACCAAAAAGAGAAUCCCCUGAGAGGAUUCACUAUUAA